AUGCCUGCCAUUCCCAUCUUCAAAGACACUCCGAUCAAUGCCUCCAAGGCAUCGGGGGCUACUCCGCAAACUGAGGAGCCACACUCCAGCGCCAGUUCCAAUAACGCCCCCGAGCUAUCGCACAGUCAAGUCGGCGCACCCCCACCCGCACUCGCACCAUCAUCCACCCACCAGCAGCCAUACCCGCCGGCACAGCCUGUUGCCGCCCCGUCUCUCCCUGUCCAGACAGCCUCCGCACAAGCAUAUCCUGCGCCGCGGCCAACUCCAACUCAGAAGACGAAUGAUGGCAGCCCUCCGCCGCCCCAGCCAGGCGCUGCCCCGGUGCCCGUGACAAGCUCUUCGACGCUGCCUCCGCCUCCGAAGGCGGGCGAGGCCUACCAAGCUCCAGCAUCAACGCCCGCUCCCCUUCCUUACCCUCCACAGAUGGGCAUUCCUCCCCCAACCAUUUCUCAUUCGGCGUUGCGAGGUUCUUCCACGUCUAUUGCUACCGGACCUCAGAUGACUGGACCACGACCCAUCUCGCUAGGAGGCGAUCCUGCAUGUAGCCUUGAACACCCUCCGGGUUACCAACAGGACGCCGGUGCGUCUGAGUUCAGCAGCCACCAGAGAGCUGCUCAUCAUGCUGCGGUAACAUCGUCUGCUGAGAGAGGAUUCCAAGCUCAGCCCGAAGAGGGGGUUUGGGACACGGCAAAAAAGUGGGCGCAAGCUGCCGGCGGAACUUUAGCCGCAGCUGAGCAAGAGGUAUGGAAAAGGAUCAACAAAGACUAG
Molecule: messenger RNA, 768 nt
Organism: Colletotrichum graminicola M1.001
Lineage: Eukaryota; Fungi; Ascomycota; Sordariomycetes; Glomerellales; Glomerellaceae
Exons: 1
Coding region: 1-768 (255 amino acids)
Source: RefSeq, a predicted model, not a curated record